UGGUGAGGAGGAGAGUUCCCCUUCUUUCUUCUGCUCCCUCUCAGUCCAUCUGUACCUCUCUCCCGCUGCUCCCUCUCAUAGCGCAGAGCUGCUCACUCACCCUCAGCUCUACCAUGGAGAGAGGGGCAAUGCUGGCCGUGUGUGUGCUCUGCUGGAGCUGCGGUGUGUGUGUGGUUACAGCCAUCCAGAGGGCUGAGAUGUUUCCUUAUGGCACUUUGAGUGGAGAUUUGGUUCUGGCAGAGGGCGACGAUGAAACCUCCAAAGUGCUGUCCCUGCCCAAGCCCUUAUACUUCUACGACUCCCAGUUCUCCCAGCUUUAUGUGGCCACCAAUGGUAUCGUCUCAGCCCAGGACCUGCCGAUGGAAAAGCAAUAUGUCGACGAUGGCUUCCCCACAGAUUUCCCCGUGGUGGCUCCGUUUCUGGCUGACAUUGACACCAGCGGAGGACAAGGACAGAUUUACUACCGGGUGACCGAAACGCCCAGUGUGCUCAACAGAGUGGCCCAGGAAGUACAUCGAGGGUUCCCAGAUGCAAAAUUCACACCUACACAUGCUGUGGUUGCUACAUGGGAGAACGUUGCGGCAUAUGAGGAACCGACUCGAACCAUUGGACCUUCCAACAAGUGAUCCAGUACACUACGGAGAACAAAGAAACAUGUGCCAGAUUCCAGCAGCAGUGCUCCCAGAAUGCAAUUUGCUCCGACUACGCCACAGGCUUCUGCUGUCACUGCCGACCUGGCUUCUAUGGAAACGGACGCCACUGUCUACCCGAGGGUGCUCCACAGCGUGUUAGCGGUAAGGUGAAAGGAACGGUGACCGUGGGUUCGACUCCAGUGGAGCUGAACAACAUUGAUCUUCACGCCUACAUCGUGGUGGGUGACGGGAGAGCGUACACUGCCAUCAGCGAGGUGCCCGAGCCAGUGGGCUGGGCUCUGAUGCCACUUGCACCAAUAGGAGAGCUGUUUGGAUGGCUGUUUGCUCUGGAGCUGCCCAAUAGCCAAGCAGGAUUCAAAAUCACAGGUGCUGAGUUCACUCGUCGUGCAGAUGUGGUCUUCUACCCUGGCAACCAGCGGCUGACAAUGACCCAGACGGGCCGUGGCCUUGACGACCACAACCACCUCACCGUGGAUACCGUGCUCAGCGGCCAAGUGCCUUUCAUGCCCCCUGGGGCUGAAGUCGUCAUGGAUCCCUUCAAGGAGAUCUACCAAUACUAUCCAUCUGUUGCCACCUCCACCUCCGUGAGGGAGUUUUCAGUGGUUUCGGCAGAGCGAGGCUCAGAGUCCUUCUCCUUCCAGCUGAAGCAGAACAUCACAUACCGCGACUGUCGACACGACAACCGCGCCGCCGCCGCGGAGACGCUGCAGAUCACCAUGGAGAGGGUGUUUGUGAUGUACGUCAAGGAAGAGCGGAUCCUGAGAUACGCCAUCACCAACAAGAUCAGCCCGGUCGGAGUUGAGUCAACAGGGCCGGAGCUGGUCAACCCCUGCUACGCUGGGAACCAUGACUGUGACACCACAGCCCAGUGUAUCCCACUGGAGGGCCAGGCCUUCCAGUGCCAGUGUGCUACUGGUUACAGAGGGGAUGGACGCAACUGUUACGACGUAGAUGAGUGUGCGGAGAGCUUGACUUCGUGCGGUGCUCAUGCUCAGUGCGUGAACCUGCCUGGUAGCCAUCGCUGCCAGUGCCAGAGUGGCUAUGAGUUUGGCUUCGACGGGCAUACCUGUGUUGAUAUAGAUGAGUGCAGCACCUCUCCAUGUCACAUCAGUGCCAGAUGUAUCAAUGGACUGGGUUCCUUCCAGUGUCAGUGCCAGCCUGGGUUUUAUGGUGAUGGUUUCUACUGUUCCCAGCAGCAAGGACAGACAGUUCGUCCAAAGACCCAGUGUGAACAGCACAGAGACAGUCUGCAGAGUGGAUUUGAAGAAGGUGGUCGAACAAAACUUGGAGCCUUCAUCCCCCAGUGCGACUCUGAGGGACGGUACCGAACACUGCAGUGUCACGGCUCUACUGGACAUUGUUGGUGUGUGGACAGUAGGGGGCAGGAGAGAACAGGAACCAGAACUCCAUCUGGUACACCACCUAGAGACUGUGACAAACCAGACGAACCAGAGCGUCCUAAAACUCACUGUGAGCACCACAGAGACAGUGUACAGACUACCAGUCCAGAGGGAUAUCCUAUUGUUGGAGCCUUUAUACCUGAGUGCGAUGCUAAUGGACAGUACAGAUCUCAACAGUGUCAUGGUUCCACUGGAUACUGUUGGUGUGUGGACAGUAGGGGACAGGAGAGACCAGGAACAAGAACACAACCUGAUUCAAUACCCACUGACUGUGACAAACCAGAUGAACCAGAGCAUCCUAAAACCCACUGUGAGCACCACAGAGAACAGUACAGACUACCCAGUCCAGAGGGAUAUCCUAUUGUUGGAGCCUUUAUACCUCAGUGCGAUGCUAAUGGACAGUACAGAUCUCAACAGUGUCAUGGUUCCACUGGAUACUGUUGGUGUGUGGACAGUAGGGGACAGGAGAGACCAGGAACCAAGACUCCACCUGGUACACCAUCUGUAGACUGCGACAGACCAGAUGAACCAGAGCGUCCUAAAACUCACUGUGAGCACCACAGAGACAGUGUACAGACUACCAGUCCAGAGGGAUAUCCUAUUGUUGGAGCCUUUGUACCUCAGUGCGAUGCUAAUGGACAGUACAGAUCUCAACAGUGUCACGGCUCUACUGGACAUUGUUGGUGUGUGGACAGUAGGGGACAGGAGAGACCAGGAACCAAGACUCCACCUGGUACACCACGUAGAGACUGUGACAGACCAGUCCCGGUGGGUCCAACCCAGCGUCCAGACAGUGUGUGCGAGCGAUGGAGAGCCAGUUUGAUGGAGCACUACGGUGGAAAACCAGAGCCACAACAAUACAUGCCUCAGUGCGAUCCAGAUGGACAAUUCAGGCCAGUCCAGUGUUAUGGAGAGACCACUUACUGCUGGUGUGUGGACCAGGACGGACGGGAGGUUUCUGGUACCCGAUCACAUGAUGUUGUCAAACCUGCAUGCCUUCCCUCAGUUGCCCCGCCCACCGUGCGCCCGUUGCCCCGCCCGAAUGUGACCCCUCCUCCAAACACUGACGUCACACUGCUGUACGCUCAGGGACAGAAAAUAGGAGCGUUGCCUCUGAACGGAACCAGACUCGAUGCAACCCGGUCCAAAACACUACUGACUCUACAUGGUUCCAUAGUUGUUGGUUUAGCCUAUGACUGCAAAGAGAACCGAGUCUAUUGGACCGAUUUAUCUGCAAGAACCAUCAACAGAGCUUCAAUGACGCCUGGAGCCGAGCCUGAGAUACUCAUUAACACCAAUCUGGUCAGUCCAGAAGGUUUGGCGGUGGAUGUAAAGCGUAGGUUGAUGUUCUGGGUCGACUCGAACCCGGACGUGAUCGAAACCGCCAACCUGGACGGCAGCGGGAGGCGGACGCUGUUUGAGGCAGACUUGGUCAACCCAAGGGCCAUCAUAGUGGUCUCCUCCACCGGAACUCUGUUUUGGACAGACUGGAACCGGGAGGCUCCUAAGAUUGAGAGUUCGACAGUGGACGGUCAGAACCGCAAGGUGGUGGUGUCUGACGGGAUUGGACUGCCAAACGCUCUCACGUAUGACUCGUCUGCAGGACUGGUCUGCUGGGCCGAUGCAGGCACAAAGCGUCUGGAGUGUGUCUCUCCGGACGGUUCAGGCCGCAGAGUGAUCCACCCCAGCCUCAACACCCGUUCAGGCAUGGUCUACUACAGGGACCACUUCUAGACUACACUUGAUGGAGGAGG
Molecule: messenger RNA, 3807 nt
Organism: Morone saxatilis (striped sea-bass)
Lineage: Eukaryota; Metazoa; Chordata; Actinopteri; Moronidae
Gene: nid2a
Product: nidogen 2a (osteonidogen)
Biological process (GO): cell-matrix adhesion
Cellular component (GO): basement membrane
Molecular function (GO): calcium ion binding
Source: RefSeq, a predicted model, not a curated record